This is a messenger RNA of Patella vulgata (common limpet), 2975 nucleotides long. RefSeq names its product protocadherin-11 X-linked. Gene Ontology annotation, molecular function: calcium ion binding. The coding region runs from base 270 to 2975 and encodes 901 amino acids. The transcript is spliced from 4 exons. The record is from RefSeq and is a predicted model, not a curated record. Gene Ontology annotation, cellular component: plasma membrane. NCBI's taxonomy places the organism in Eukaryota, Metazoa, Mollusca, Gastropoda, Patellidae. Gene Ontology annotation, biological process: homophilic cell-cell adhesion.
UGUAACAAUGAGCUAACAAGUUUUACGUUCCGAAAUCCAGACAUGUAUUUAUAAAACUACAGUAGUUGAGCGUUUUACCUGGCUAACACCUCGCGUUAUAUUAUGGAAAACGCCUCCAAGUCUAAGACUUUAACCAAUUUAUGCGUCCUCGUCAACGGUUUAACAAGAUAGCAGAAACCAGCUAACCAUAAGUUAUGAAGCUAUAAGAAAAGUUGUGAACUCUUAACUAAUUCAAUUAGGAAGAAGGUGUUCUGAAUUUUUAUAACAUAAUGGAAAAGUGUGUUGUGUUCUGUGUGUUAUUGCUGUGUUUUAUAGUGUGUUCAGCCGUGGAGUUAACUUUUCACGUGGAUGAAGAACAAGAUAGAGGAACACUCGUCGGAAGGAUUUCCGAUUCCUCGGACCUACAAAAGCUGCUAUCGGUUGAGGUUUUGGGAUCUCUGAAGUACAGCUUUUUAGUGCAGGGUUAUCCUCAUAGUGUUUUAUUUACAAUUGUCAACAACACUGGUCUUGUUUACACGGCUCAAAAACUUGAUCGGGAAUUACUGUGCGGAUUUUCGGACACGUGUAUUUUGGAUUUGGAAGUUGCCGUACAGUCUACGAUCAGUCAGUUUUUCCGGAAGGAGCGAGUAAAAGUUGUCCUUAACGACAUCAACGACAACCGACCCGAGUUUACUAGUUCGUCUAUAAACGUGGAGAUAUCCGAAUCCGUUUCUGUGAAUUCUUCGUAUCAACUUGAAGCUGCAGUGGAUAGAGACAUCGGUAAUAAUUCUUUAAAAGGUUACGAACUAGUUUCAAAUUCUGACAUUUUCGACCUCAGAGCAGUUCAGACUCUAGAUGGAGGGUCGGUUGUCAGCUUAGUGGUCACUAAAUCACUUGACCGUGAAAAAAGAGACAGGUAUAAUGUUACAGUUGUGGCCCAUGACGGAGGGUCGCCGUCCUUGAGUAGUUCUCUGUCAGUGAUUAUUAAAAUCAAAGACGUCAAUGAUAACCCGCCUGUCUUCUCGUCACCAACGUUCAAUGUCACCGUCACCGAAACUAGCACUGUCAACACUGUAGUCGUUACUUUAACCGCAACUGAUGCAGAUACUCCACCAAACGGUGUAGCUUUCUAUCGCUUCAGUCCACUGCUGAGAGGUGGUGUAACGGAUUAUUUCCGUAUUAACGAAACGACGGGAGUCCUCUCCGUCCGUUCCUCCCUAAAUGACAUUCAAGGAAAGACCAUGAAAGGCGUUGUUGAGUGUUUGGACCAUGGUUCUCCACCUCUCAUAGCUCAAGCAUUAGUGAUAAUAAACAUAGAAGACACAACUAAUAACCGUCCGAGUAUCAAUCUAAAUUUACUCGCAGAUGGCGAAGUCUCCGAAUAUGCACAACCAGGAACCCCAGUAGCUCACAUCGCGGUACUGGACCCGGACACUGGGAGAAACGGAAUUGUGAGAUGUUCAUUAAUAAGUAGUGCGUUUGAGUUACAAGGGUUGGACGUAGAUGAGUAUAAAAUAAUCGUAGCUAGGACCAUUGAUAGGGAGCGAGAAAGUUCAUUCAAUGUAACAUUAACUUGUUUUGAUGCUGGUGAUCCUCCAAUGAAUAGAAGUAUAGUCUUCCCUGUCCAUGUCAAAGACGAAAAUGAUAACAGUCCCAUAUUUUCUCGAGGUGAAUACCUAGCUAAUAUUACAGAAAAUAAUGAGAUUGGUGAGGUAAUUUUACAAGUCUCGGCCAGUGACUGGGAUACAGGCUUGAAUAGCAAGCUUAGAUUCUUCUCACCGGAGGGUGAUAAAUUAGGCGUCUCUGUCAACGCUAAUGGGCAAAUAAUCGCUGAGAGGAAAUUCGAUCGUGAAGUGGAGCCAAACCUUAGGUUUAAAGUUUUUGCUGCUGAUAUGGGGCUACUUUCCAGGACAUCCAAUACCUUGGUGGAAAUCACGAUCCUGGAUGUUAAUGAUGCUACUCCAACGUUUUCAACUUCUACUUACGUUUUCAGCGUUUUUGAAAAUCAAAAGUCCAACACAGCAAUUGGAACUGUCACAGCCCACGAUGGCGACGAAGGUGUCAAUAAAGAAGUCCAGUAUUCAAUAUUUCGAGAAAAGAGUGAUGAUAAGGACAUCCCUUUCAUUAUUACACCCAGUGGCGAAAUUUUAACUACGCGACCCCUAGAUCGCGAAAAGAAACGCAGAUAUGAGUUUGUUGUCGUAGCUACGGAUGGAGGUGAAUCGGCACUGCAUGGUUCAGCUACUGUUAUCGUUGAUAUCGAAGAUGAAAAUGACAAUAAACCUGUUAUUACGUUUCCAACAAAGUCUAACCAUUCAGUGGCACUUUCAUAUCUGACCCCUCCUAAUGCUCUUAUCCUUGCCGUUACUGCUACCGACGAUGAUUGGGGAGAUAACAGCCGAGUGUCUUAUCAUAUCGCACUUGGCACCGACCAGAAAUUAUUCCUGGUGGAUAGCGAAAUAGGUCUCGUUAAAACACGACGGGCUCUAACAACUGCAGAUAUAGGACCACACAACUUAUUCAUUCAAGUCAAAGAUGGCGGACAACCUUCGCGGAUAACUAACGUCACAAUCAAAAUCGACAUCGUCGUUUCCAAUGAAACUAUGCUUUCAUCUAAAGACAACGAAGAAAACACACUGGUUGUCAUUAUUUUGGGAACAUUAACAGGGGUCAUUGCGGUGGCUGUCAUUAUCACCAUCGUUAUCAUUAGAAAAAUUGACAAUAGAAAGAAGCACGAGCAGGAUAUGCUGACGGCCAAUCAGACGACCAUUAAUCCCGAUGAUGUAAUGAAACUCAGUGGACCGCAUUACGUCAUCAAAAGUGGGGAUGUGUCGUUUGACUCAACACAUAGUUCCAGUAUAAAUGGUUCCAAUGACAGUGCUGAUAAAUUACUCAGAGAAAGAGAAACAGAUUUACAGCGUGUAAUUUCAUUGGUAAUGUUUAAAGUAAAUAUUUGUCGAAAAACUAGAAUUACUACCCUUUGUUUCGUUUUAUGA